UUACAGAGUCAACAAUGCAGGAAGAAAGGAUUUCGUGCUUAGCUUGCGGCUCAUUGGAUAGCUUAAAUAUUUGUCCAAGAUGCGGUCUUGCAUAUUGUUCUGUGAAGUGCUAUCGAAGUGAACAACAUCGGAAAUGUUCAGAAUUGUUUUAUUAUGAGUGUGUCGAGCAAGAAUUGCGUCUUCGGGGUGGUCCACAAAAGCCUCCGAAAACUUUUGAAGAAUUCAUAAAUGAACAGCAUGCAAAGGAUUUUUCAAUGGAUGUGGGAAUUCCGGGUGGUUCUAAUCAUCUGAUAGACUCAGAUGAUGAUGAUGAUGAUGAUACUGUUGAUAGUUACUUGGAGGAAGUAAAAGACGGAUGCAUUUCGGAAUAUCAGUCAGCCGAUGAACGUGAGCUGGAUAGACAACUAACAUUAAUUGGUAUUGGUACAGACAAUGAGAGUCUUCUGUCAUCACUGAACGAUUUAGAGAAAAAGUCGUUUACCAUGUUCUAUAAUAAAUUAUUAGAACAAGAAGCUGAUCUUGGUCGAUCAGUUUUCACAAAGAAACAAGAACCGAAAUAGAGUACUAGUGUAUGUAUAUAAAUUAUACGUUUUUUUUCUUUCUUUUUUUCUAAAUCUUUGUUGUAUUUUGAGCUUUUAAGAGCAUUAAGUCCUUCCAUGGCAACAAACCUUUACGAAGAAGGAGUACUCAUAUUCACAAUUGUUUUCGGAGUUUUUUAAUUGCCUUUCGGAUUGUUUAUGCUUUCUAAUUCGAAUCUUAGAAAUCCUGUCAGAAAUUCAGAAAUGUAUCUCGGAUAUUGAGAUUAAG
This is a messenger RNA of Loa loa (African eye worm), 807 nucleotides long. RefSeq lists its product as hypothetical. The transcript is spliced from 2 exons. Lineage: Eukaryota; Metazoa; Nematoda; Chromadorea; Rhabditida; Onchocercidae. The coding region runs from base 15 to 560 and encodes 181 amino acids. The record is from RefSeq and is a predicted model, not a curated record.